Molecule: messenger RNA, 930 nt
Organism: Pyricularia pennisetigena
Lineage: Eukaryota; Fungi; Ascomycota; Sordariomycetes; Magnaporthales; Pyriculariaceae
Exons: 2
Source: RefSeq, a predicted model, not a curated record
AAGUUGCGAAAAGCCGAGCUUCCAGAGCUGUUAUCCACUCCAUCCGAGAACCCCCCCGGCAGCUUCGCAUCGUCACAUAUCCAAGACCUAUCUCGACCGCAGUCCGAACCAACAGCCAUGGAUCGCAUCAAGGCCCUCCCAGAGAGGACGGCAUAUACAGUCCUGCUGGCUUUGUGCAACGAUCCGUCCAUCCUGAAGCGCGCCGUCGAGUUCUCGGAACUUCUGCAACCACCACCCGAGACCGCACACUACGAACCGCCAACUUCACAGUCACAGAGGAAGAAGCGCAAGUCGCCCAUGGUGUACGAGGAGAACAGUGAAGACGUGGACGAUGACCAGUAUGAAUGCGCGCGCUGCGGCCAGAUUUUCCUCCGCAGCCAAGAUCGGGAAGACGCCUGCGUCUAUCACGAAGGCGACGUAGAACCAGACUACGACGGUUUCUGGGAGGACCUGGAAGACUUUGAUGAAGAGAACGAUGGCCCGAUCGACACGGACGAGAUGCGCCAGCGCUUCCCGCAGGGUUUCUUCUGGGAUUGCUGUGGAAAGAAGCUUAGCGACCAGGGCAGUGGCUGCCGGACUGGCUAUCACAUGGUCCGCAGCGGCGGCAGCAUGAAGCGGUCUCGGGUUUCCGUCGACGACACACCUGACAUAGAACUCAGCCCCGAACCGCCGCACUUGCGCCAAACAUUGCAUUCACAGCAGACACCGCUGGGGAAUGAAUACUCGCUCCUUGACAACUCGGAGGAAGACGACCUGGUGGAGCUGAAUAUGCAACCUGAUGGUGGUGGCGCUUCCAGUGCCGCGUCUUCUGGAAACGACACUGUUCAAGUCACGAAAUACAUUGAGAUCAACGAGGUUGUUGAGCUGGACGGCGAUAGCGACGCGGGUACCAACGGCCAUCAGUAUGGUUCACGACGGGAGAAGACGUAA